CGGCGGCGGCGCCUGGGCGAGUGGAGCGCUCGGGGGCCCCGGGCGGCGGCGGCGGCGGCGGUGUAGAGGAGGAAGGCGGCGGCGGCCCCGGCCCCGGCGGCUCCCCCGCGGCUGGCGCGCGGCCCGGCCCGUCCCGCGAGCUCGCGGCGGCCCCGGCCCCGGGCCCCUCCGCCGCCGCCGCCGCCGCCAUGGCCCGGCCAUUGGUGCCCAGUUCGCAGAAGGCGCUGCUGCUGGAGCUCAAGGGGCUGCAGGAGGAGCCGGUCGAGGGCUUCCGCGUGACGUUGGUGGACGAGGGCGACCUGUACAACUGGGAGGUGGCCAUCUUCGGGCCGCCCAACACCUACUACGAAGGCGGCUACUUCAAGGCUCGGCUCAAGUUCCCCCUGGAUUACCCGUACUCCCCGCCGGCCUUCCGCUUCCUGACCAAGAUGUGGCACCCGAACAUCUAUGAGACAGGGGACGUGUGCAUCUCCAUCCUGCACCCCCCGGUCGACGACCCCCAGAGUGGGGAGCUGCCCUCCGAGCGCUGGAACCCCACACAGAACGUGAGGACCAUCCUGCUGAGCGUGAUCUCUCUGCUCAACGAGCCCAACACCUUCUCGCCAGCCAACGUGGACGCGUCCGUGAUGUACAGGAAGUGGAAGGAGAGCAAGGGGAGGGACCGGGAGUACACAGACAUCAUCCGGAAGCAGGUGCUGGGGACCAAGGUGGACGCGGAGCGGGACGGCGUGAAGGUGCCCACCACGCUGGCCGAGUACUGCGUGCGGAGCAGGGCGCCGCCGCCCGACGAGGGCGCCGACCUGUUCUACGACGACUACUACGCGGACGCGGACGCGGAGGCCGAGGGCGACAGCUGCUUCGAGGACGGGGACGGGGACGAGGACUCGGGCGCCGAGGAGUCCUGACCCGCCCGCCCCGACUCGGGCGCCGAGGAGUCCUGACCCGCCCGCCCCGCCCGCCCCGGGGAAUAAACUGCAGCGCCCGAGCCGCGGCGUCGGCGUCGGCGCCACCUGCUUGUUUGGGUUCAGCUCUGUUCUUUCUCCGCGUUUGUCCUGCUCCGGAGGAGGGGCCCCGGGGGAGCGCACACGGGCUGCGCCGGCCCGCGAGGACCACGCCGUGCGGCGGGGGCUGCGGCGGGAGCCUGGGGCCAGAGCCGGCUCUCCCGGGCAGGGGCCUGGCCGCCUCUGCCUCCAUCUGUUUGGAAGCCAAUAAAACUGCUUUGUGAGA
Molecule: messenger RNA, 1227 nt
Organism: Oryctolagus cuniculus (rabbit)
Lineage: Eukaryota; Metazoa; Chordata; Mammalia; Lagomorpha; Leporidae
Gene: CDC34
Product: cell division cycle 34, ubiquitin conjugating enzyme
Source: RefSeq, a predicted model, not a curated record